AUGGUCUUCUUUUUGACACCACUUCAAUUUGUUCAAUCCAUUCGAAAGAAUAUUCCAUCAUUGCACCGAUGGAUGGGUUAUUUGAGUCUUUCAGCAGUCACAAUUUCAGUUCCUGCUGCAUUAUGGUUGCUCGUAUCGAGUUUAAUGGGAAUGGUGUGUGCUGCGACUUCUGUUGUUGUGGGUAAUUGGUGUUUGUAUUGUGUUGUGAGAGCCAUUCAAACAGCGCGAGAAAAGUAUUUCAUCUCUCAUCGUCGAUAUGCUAUUCGUAUGUGGGCUGUCUGCUUUGGUGUGUUCACAAUGAGAAUCAUGAUUGGAACUUUGAAGAAGGUGUUUUAUCCGGUGGACGAAAAGACUGCAGUUUCAUUGUUCUCCAUUGAGUUUGUGGUUGGAUGGUUCGUGUCGUGUGGAUUUGGAGAGGCAUAUAUGAAGUGGACAAGCAGUGGUUCCAAUAAGGUCAGUCAAGAAAAGAAAAUUAUUUGA
Molecule: messenger RNA, 480 nt
Organism: Naegleria fowleri
Lineage: Eukaryota; Heterolobosea; Eutetramitea; Acrasida; Naegleriidae
Exons: 1
Coding region: 1-480 (159 amino acids)
Source: RefSeq, a predicted model, not a curated record